AUGUCAACUCUACAAAACAAAGGGAAUAAUUCACAGCGAAAUGAUGAAAAGUCCACAACUCUGGGGAUGACAUCUGCAAUAUCAGUUGCUGGUCCUAAACUGUCAGAUUUAAUUAAGACGAAAGAACUAGAGGAAUUAUUGAAAACGUUUGAUGUUUUUGAAUCUGAACAAGAACUUAAUCAACGCAUGCAUAUUUUAGGAAAAUUACAAAACCUAGUCAGGCAAUGGAUCAAAGAAGUUUCCAUGAAACGUAAUAUGACUGAAAGUGUGGCAGAACAAUUGGGGGGACAACUUUACACAUUUGGUAGUUACAGUCUUGGUGUUCACGGUAAAGGUGCAGAUAUCGAUGCACUCUGUGUUGCUCCUAGACACAUUAGCAGAGUUGAAUUCUUUUCGUCUUUUUAUGAACUUCUCAAGGAACAACCUGAAGUAGCAGACCUCAGGGCAGUGAAAGAAGCUUACGUGCCGGUGAUCAAAAUGAAGUUUGAUGGGAUUGAGAUUGAUAUGUUAUUCGCAAGACUAUCACUGGACGAGAUUCCAGAUUCAAUGGAUUUACGUGAUGAUAUGUUAUUGAAACAAUUAGAAGACAAGUGUGUACGAAGUUUGAAUGGUUGUCGAGUGAACGAUGAGAUUUUGAGGCUAGUUCCAAACAAAGAAAACUUCAGAUUUGCGUUAAGAGCUGUUAAACUAUGGGCAAAACGUCAGGGCAUUUACAGUAACGUUCUAGGAUAUUUGGGGGGUGUUUCCUGGGCUAUGCUAGUAGCAAAAACUUGCCAGCUACAUCCCAAUGCGGCACCUUCGACAUUGGUGCAUAAGUUUUUCCAAUUUUGCUCAAUGUGGAAGUGGCCACAUCCUGUUUUACUGAAGCAACCAUCUAAAGUUGAUCUUGGAUUUCCUGUGUGGGAUUCUAGGGUAAACAUUCAAGAUGGUUAUCACUUGAUGCCGAUUAUCACACCUGCUUAUCCCCAACAAAAUUCAACAUUUAAUGUGAACCUUUCCACAAGGACAAUAAUGAUCAGAAAGUUCAUGAAUGGCUUAUCUAUUACUCAUGAUAUUAUGCUUGGGAAGAGCAGUUGGGACAAGUUAUUUGAAAAGCCAGCAUUUUUCAGAAGAUACAAGCAUUUUAUUGUACUACUAGUGAAGGCAGAUAAUACAAGAGAUCAUUUGGAGUGGUGCGGAUUAGUUGAAAGCAAAGCAAGGAUUCUUGUAGGAUACCUGGGAAGAAAUCCGUAUAUAACCCUUGCACACAUCCAUCCGGAAAGCUACUCAAUGCUGAAGUCCCAGACAGAACCUAACACAAUAUGUUCUAUGUGGUUUAUUGGACUGAAAUUCACUAGAACAGAUUUUUCAAUCGAUCUCACAAGAGAAUAUCGAUCAUUUAAGAAUCAUGUCAUCAGACAUGCAAUAAAUAUUCAGGCUUUGAAAGGCGGAAUGACUUUGGAUGCAAGGCAUGUUGAGAGAAACCAGUUGUCACACUAUUUGGCGCAAGACCUCAUCAAAUGAGAAAGGAAAUCCAGCAUUGCGGUAUGAUCCCGAUCCGAAAGUAGACAGAUUAUGUCUUCUGAAGCUGUUCCGGAGACAUGUGCACCCAACAAAAAGACUAGGCUUUUCGAAGAAAGUAUAUCUUUACUUAUAGAUU
Messenger RNA from Leptinotarsa decemlineata (Colorado potato beetle), 1639 nucleotides. RefSeq names its product poly(A) polymerase type 3-like. Gene Ontology annotation, biological process: RNA 3'-end processing. The record is from RefSeq and is a predicted model, not a curated record. Gene Ontology annotation, cellular component: nucleus. NCBI's taxonomy places the organism in Eukaryota, Metazoa, Arthropoda, Insecta, Coleoptera, Chrysomelidae. Gene Ontology annotation, molecular function: RNA binding; poly(A) RNA polymerase activity.